AUGAAGCUCUCCAACCCCGGCACGGUCCCCGUGUAUACGAUCUCGGGCUCUAACACAGCCAGACAACUCCCGGAGUGGCUGGCCCGCCGCAGAAAGCGCAGCUUAAAGAAUGAUGUCGAGUACCAGAGUCGAGUUGAACUACUGCAGGAUUUUGAAUUCGAAGAGGCUAGUUCCUGUAUUCGAAUCAGUGAAGAUGGAGACUGGGUUAUGAGUACCGGCACAUAUAAACCCCAGAUUCAUGUUCACAAUCUGCCGCAACUUGGUCUCUCUUUCGCUCGCCACACCAACUCUCUAAACCACAGUUUCAUACUGCUCUCAUCCGACUACUCGAAGUCUCUACACCUGCAAACUGACCGCAGAAUCGAGUUUCACACGCCUAUGGGCUGCCAUUACGAAGUUCGUUUGCCCCGUUACGGUCGAGAUAUCAAAUACGAUCGACACUCUACCGAAGCGCUUAUCCCGGCCGUCGGCAUUGAUGCGGACGGCAAAGGCGAAGUUUUCCGCAUGAAUCUCGAGGCGGGUCGAUUCAUGAAAUCAUACCAAAUCGAUGUCGGUGGUGAUGAUGAGCUCACCGGUGGUGGUCUCCAGGGUGGCAUUCAUGUGGGCAGUGUCAAUGUGGCAGCAAUCGCAGAGCAAUCACACAACCUGCUGGCCUUUGGCACGUCGAUAGGCACAGUCGAGUUCUGGGAUCCUCGCUCAAAAUCAAAAGUCGCCUUACUAGCUGGCCACGACGGAGCGGUCACGGCGCUCGACUUUAACGAAUCCGGUCUGUCUUUGGCGACAGGGUCAAGCACUGGCAUGGUCCAGCUUUUCGACCUGCGCCGACCCACUCCCAUGUUGAAGAAGGAUCAUGGAUAUGGCUUCCCGGUACAAAAUCUCAAGCACAUGACUACCUCUUCUCAAGAAAGGAAGGUCAUGUCAGCAGACAAGCGUAUCAUCAAAAUUUGGGAUGAGAAAGACGGAGAGCCCUGGACGUCAGUCGAACCCGCCGUCGAUCUGAACGAUGUCGCCUGGUGCAAGGAUAGUGGUAUGCUUCUCACUGCCAACGAAGGUCCCCAACAACAUGCCUUUUUCGUGCCUCAGCUCGGCCCGGCGCCCAAGUGGUGCUCUUUCUUGGACAAUAUGGUCGAGGAAAUGGCAGAAGAAGUGCGCACAGAAACAUAUGACAACUACAAGUUCCUGUCCUUGCCUGAGCUCAAGCAGCUUAGUCUGGACCAUUUGGUCGGAAAAAGCACCUUACUGCGACCUUAUAUGCACGGUUAUUUUGUCGCGUCCAAGCUCUACGACCAGGCUAAGCUCAUUGCCAAUCCCUACGCAUUUGAGGAGGAGCGGACGAAACGCGUCAAGGAGAAGAUCGAAAAGGAGCGCGCCAGCAGAAUCAGGGGCAGCAAGAAGGUCAAGGUCAAUCAGCGACUCGCUGACAGACUCCUCAAGAAGCAGGAGAACAGAGGCAAGGUCGAUGCCAAUGCCGGAUUACUCGGGGAUUCUCGUUUCAGCAAGCUAUUCGAAGACGAAGACUACAUUGUCGACGAGACCAGCCGAGAAUUCCAGGUUCUCAACCCCAGUACCGUCAUCCCCGCCGACCAGCGGCCUGAUCCCAAGACUGCGAAGAGAUACCAAGCCAAGGAUUCAGAUGACGAGUCGAGCGACGAGGAAAUCCGGGCAGCCCCCAAAAAGACAGCAGAUGUCUCCAUGCGCGUCUCCUCGACACAGAACCACGGACGGCCGCUCAAGGAUACCAACCUGGGAUCGAGAGAAACUGGACCGGGCCGGUAUUCGAAGGCCCGUGGCAAUGUUGUUGGCGAUCGCGAAGUCACAUUUAUGCCCAAGUCAAAGAAGAAGAACCAGGAAGAGGAGCCUGAGAAACCACAAAGACGAUCUAAUGCCGGAAGGCGGAGCGCCAGCUCUAACACAUUCCGCAAGAUGUGA
Messenger RNA from Cordyceps militaris CM01, 1929 nucleotides. RefSeq names its product WD repeat protein. Gene Ontology annotation, molecular function: protein binding. Lineage: Eukaryota; Fungi; Ascomycota; Sordariomycetes; Hypocreales; Cordycipitaceae. The transcript has a single exon. Gene Ontology annotation, cellular component: nucleus; 90S preribosome; nucleolus. Bases 1 to 1929 code for a protein of 642 amino acids. The record is from RefSeq and is a predicted model, not a curated record. Gene Ontology annotation, biological process: maturation of SSU-rRNA from tricistronic rRNA transcript (SSU-rRNA, 5.8S rRNA, LSU-rRNA).